Amaranthus tricolor (Joseph's coat) is the source of this 700-nucleotide messenger RNA. Its product is annotated as protein FAR1-RELATED SEQUENCE 2-like. The record is from RefSeq and is a predicted model, not a curated record. Gene Ontology annotation, biological process: regulation of DNA-templated transcription. The coding region runs from base 11 to 700 and encodes 229 amino acids. Lineage: Eukaryota; Viridiplantae; Streptophyta; Magnoliopsida; Caryophyllales; Amaranthaceae. The transcript is spliced from 3 exons.
UGCAACCGGAAUGCAACCGGCCUUUAUUAUGAAUUCUAUUAGAGAUAAUUUUCCUGGUUUUUAUGCUAGUAUGAAUCAGAUAUAUAAUAUUAGGCAAUCAAUAAGGAGAGAUGAAAUGGAGGGCAGGACUCCCCUUCAACACUGUCUUCAUAUGGCCACAGAACAUAAUUAUGUGGUCUGGACAGAGUUGGAUAAUGACGGGCACUUGAGCAGACUUUUAAUUGCAAAUCCUACUUCAAUCCAAAUGAUACGUACGUGGCCGUAUGUUGUGCUGAUAGAUACAACGUACAAAACGAACAAAUCAAAGUGGCCACUAUGUGAAGUCAUCGGAAUGACGCCAACAAAUCACAACUUCUUGGUUGCGUUUUGUUUGAUGCGAGAUGAGGCGGCUGUGUCGUACUCGUGGGUGCUGCAGGGAUUGAGAGAUAUUUUCGGCAGUGCUCAGACUCCUAGCGUCAUUGUAACCGAUCGUGACGAAGGUUUAUCUGCAGCUAUUCGUGACGUCUUCCCAGAUGUACGUCAUUUGUUAUGCACCUGGCAUAUUGGCAACGAUGUUGAGAACAUGGUGGACAAGUUGUGCGGCGGCAAGAAAAAUCAACAAGGGCAGUUAUUUAGGAAAAGUAGAUGGAACCCCUUGGUUGAAAGUGCUACAAUCCGGGAAUAUGAAAAGAGAUGGGAAGGGAUCGUCAAUCCAGAAUGA